This is a messenger RNA of Saprolegnia parasitica CBS 223.65, 684 nucleotides long. RefSeq lists its product as hypothetical. The record is from RefSeq and is a predicted model, not a curated record. Lineage: Eukaryota; Oomycota; Saprolegniomycetes; Saprolegniales; Saprolegniaceae. Bases 65 to 655 code for a protein of 196 amino acids. The transcript has a single exon.
CGUGCAAGCGUAACCCGGGUGCAACGCGUUCGCCUGGGUCAAGGACAACGACGGGCCGCAGGGCAUGUGCUACAUGAAGCAGCUUAUCGACCCGAGCCGCGCCUUCAACAUCGCGCCCCGGGUCACCAAGUCGUGCAAGGAGGAGCCCAAGCUGCCGUCGUCGUCCAAGUGGGUUGCGAACCCGGGGUACCAGUUCCAAGGCCCGGCCAUGGUGACCAAGGGCGGCGUCUCGUCGCUCGAGUCGUGCGAAGUCGCUUGCUUGAGCACGGUCGGCUGCGCCGCCGUCUCGUACACGCGGUAUAGCCAGACGUGCGUCCUUCACAGCGUCGCCAACAACUACUACCCGGUGUGGAGCAAGGCCGUGGACCUCAGCGCCGUCGCAGCGGUCCCGUACAACUACAAGGUCUGCUACGGCAACUACGACGUGCCGCACACCGGCGACGUCAACAACUUUCAGGGCUCGUUCCAAGACUGCGCCAAGUGCAUGGCGAACGGCAACGCCAACGCGUUCGCGUGGUACCUCGGACCGACCGGCGCCUAUGCGCAGCCGACCAAUCCCUUGGGCACGUGCUACUGCAAGAAGAUCAACGGCGACGUGCCCGUGCCGCCGCCGAUGCCGCGCAACAACGGCGGCACCAUCUUUUGCCAAGCGUAAUGCAGCUAACCUAAGUCGAUUGAACCAGA